Molecule: messenger RNA, 1428 nt
Organism: Hansenula anomala
Lineage: Eukaryota; Fungi; Ascomycota; Saccharomycetes; Phaffomycetales; Wickerhamomycetaceae
Gene: OYE3
Product: NADPH dehydrogenase
Exons: 1
Coding region: 293-1426 (377 amino acids)
Molecular function (GO): NADPH dehydrogenase activity; FMN binding
Source: RefSeq, a predicted model, not a curated record
CAAGAUCAGAAAUCAACAAUAGCUUUGAAUAACAAGAAAGAGAACGAAGAUAUUCACAACUUUCUAUGAGAGCUCAUUUGCUUAUGGUAUCUUGACGGCUUGAAGACGGAUUUAAAGAUGAGAUUUUAGUAAUCACUUCAUGAAACCAACCAAGGAUACAGUGUUCAAGAUUCCAAUACAGCUAUACAGACUGGUGCCAUUUCUAGGGAUAUAAAGCCCAUGAGAACCCUCUAAAUUCAGCAUGCUAUUGCUAUAAGGUUCUCCAGAAUCAAUUGAGUUGUGAAAGUCAAACAUGGUUCAAUCGUAUAAUCUUCGUGAUACAAACUUGUUCAAACCUUUGAAAGUUGGUGAUGUUACACUAUUAAACAGAGUUGCUUUAGCUCCUAUGACCAGGAAUCGUAGCGAUGAGGAUUUUGUUCCAAAUGAGCUAGCAAGUAUCUACUACAGCCAAAGAUCCAAAAGACCUGGUACUUUAGUCAUUUCGGAAGGAACUAUCAUCUCCUUGGAACCAGCCGGUAUGUUUGUUCCACCUGGUGUUUUCACUCCAAAGCAAUUGAAGGCAUGGGAAGGUAUUUUGAAAGCUGUUCAUGCAAAUGGUUCAUUCAUGUUUAUCCAGAUCUGUGCCUUGGGUGGGUUAGCAGAUCCUGCCAAAUUGGCUUCCAAAGGUUUGAAAUUUUCAGCUCCAAGUGAUGAUGUUUAUAUUGAUGCACAACAGGAACAAUUGGCCAAAGAGUCUGGAAAUUUGGCUCAUGGUUUAACAACUACUGAAAUUAAAGGGUUGGUCAAUGACUUUGUCACAAGUGCUAAGAAUUUAGUUGAAAUAGGUGCUGAUGGUGUUGAAAUCCAUGGUGCUAAUGGGUUCUUACUCUUUGAGUUCCUGUACAGUAGCUUGAACAAACGUACUGAUGAAUAUGGAGGAUCAAUUGAAAAUAGGGCACGCUUAAUAUUAGAAGUGAUUGAUAACGUUGGAGAAGCUAUUGGCUACUCAAAAGUUUCUUUAAGAUUGUCUCCUUACUAUAUUCACGGGGAUCGUGAUUUCUUUGAGCCAAGUACUAUUGCAGUCUACUCCUACUUGGUAAGUGAAUUAGAAUCAAGAAGGUUACAAGGGAAAGAAAUUGCAUAUUUGCAUAUCAUUGAACCAAGAACUCAGGACAAUUUUGAAGAUAAUAAUUGGAUUCUGCAAAUAUAUAAAGGUGUCAUUAUAAGAGCCGGAAAUUAUACUGAUGAUCAUGAAAAGGCUUCCCGUGAUGUUGAUUCAUAUGAUAAAACUGUUAUUGCUUAUGGGAGAAUCUUCAUUUCAAACCCUGACUUGGCAAAUAGAUUGGAAAAUGAUCUGCCUCUACAUAAGUAUAACAGAGAUACUUUCUUUACUCCAGGUCCUACUGGAUACAUUGACUAUCCUGAUUAUAAGACAGAAUCCAAUUGACU